CACGAGUUCAGCGGCUUCCAUGACCGUUGAACAACAGAAGCAACCACUUGGCUCACGAAUCACACCAACCAACAUCACACAGCCCUCCACGUGCAUACCAACCCGACGGCCUUCCAAUUUGCACCUCACUUACGAAGUACAGUCUCUGAUCCUCUCUGCUGGAUCUUCUUGCAAUCCCUACAGAGUAUAAAGACAAUGGCUCUGCUGAAGGAAGCCCAAUCGCUUUUCACAAACGCAAGCUUCACUCCCUAAUUCGUUCUGGUGCGCUUACGCCAACAAGGCCUCCAAUUACCGUGUACAAGUACUUGUAUAGAUAGCCAUCAGUGCUAUUAGUGCCAAUCAAUAUGACGGCCAAAGCUCUCCUUCUCUCCACUCUUUUUGCAGGCCUUGCCCUGGCCUCUCCAGCGCCACGAGCUGACGCAGCGGUCAAUACCACGUCAUGCAACGCUGAUACCUUCGUUUACCAACAGCUUGUCGGGUACGGUCUGACUGCAUCCGACUCACGCGACAAGUUUGGCGACACUGCCGGUGGGAUUGGUAGCAGUGCUGCCAUCGACCCUAAGUCCUGGACCGUGGACAAGAAGGGUGUCUAUUCAGGCAUUCUUUGGGGCCUUCCUGACCGCGGAUGGAACACCGAAGGGACCUUGAACUAUCAACCACGAGUCCACAAGUUCAAGAUCACCUUCAAGCCAAACUAUACCUCCACUGUCAAGAGUCCCAGCUCUCCCAACCUCCAGCUCCAGUACCUGGAUACCAUUCGUUUCACCGACCCGUCUGGUGAACCCAUGACCGGACUUGAUCCUGAUGCUCACGGGCCUUACUUGACAUACCCUGGAUUCCCUGAACUUCCUUCCGCGACAUACACCGGGGACGGGUUCGGUCUGAACGGCACAGGAGGACGCCGCGUGUCCUUGGACUCUGAAGGUAUCGUCCUGAUGGAAGACGGCUCGUUCUGGAUCUCCGACGAGUACGGUCCAUAUGUCUAUCAUUUCUCCCCAAGUGGUAAGAUGCUUUCUGCCAUCCGCCCACCACCUGCUUUUAUUCCAGAGCGCAACGGCACCGACUCCUUCUCCGCCGCCAGCCCGCCACGGUAUGACCCGGACAUCGAGACUCUUCCCGAGAGCAACCCAACUGGACGCGCCAACAACCAGGGCUUCGAAGGCUUGACAAGCUCGCCCGACGGCAAGACGCUCUACGUUCUCACGCAAUCUGCGCUGGACCAGGAUGGUGGCCUCAAGAGUGCCAACCGCUACAACACCCGCCUCGUCCAGUACGACAUCUCCAACCCAAGCAAGCCAGUUGUCAAGGCCGAGUACGUGGUUCAACUGCCGCGGUACUCGAACAACAACAAAGUCGCCGCUCAGUCCGAGGUACACUAUAUCAGCGAGACCCAGUUCCUCGUUCUCGCCCGGGAUUCCGGCGCCGGCCACGGUCAAGACAGCUCCACCUCGCUGUACCGCCACAUUGACGUCUUCGACAUCUCCAAGGCGACCAACAUUGCGGGUUCGACCUACGACUGCACCACUUGCUCCGUGGCAUCGAACUCCUCCGGCGUCCUGAACCCUGCGAUCGUCCCCGCGACCUAUUGCCCUUGGCUCGACUUCAACGUCAAUUCACAGCUCAACCGCUUCGGCCUGCACAACGGCGGUGAACAGGACGCCGGGCUGCUGAACGAAAAGUGGGAAAGCAUUGCUCUGGUGCCGGUCAACCCUUCCGCACCCAAGUGCAAGGACGGUUACACCAAGAGUGACGGGGAAUACUUCCUCUUCAGUCUGAGCGACAACGACUUCAUCACGCAGAACGGCUUUAUGGAUGGUGGAAACCUGCCGUACGCUGAUGAGAGUGGGUACGACCUGGACAACCAGGUGCUGGUGUUCAAGGUCAAGUUACCGACCCAUUGAUGAAACAGCAAACUAGAUAUCCGCGUCGUCAGGCGUGGUAUCAAGAAAAGCCAAAAAGUAAUCGACUACUAGUAAGCAGUAUGCUACUGCUGCGGAGCGGCUGUCAUUCAAAUUCCUGGGUUCAAAAUCCACAGGGCAUGCAUGAGUAACCGGCAAUGCUCGAUAGUAUAU
Molecule: messenger RNA, 2072 nt
Organism: Exophiala xenobiotica
Lineage: Eukaryota; Fungi; Ascomycota; Eurotiomycetes; Chaetothyriales; Herpotrichiellaceae
Exons: 1
Coding region: 345-1901 (518 amino acids)
Source: RefSeq, a predicted model, not a curated record